Messenger RNA from Diachasmimorpha longicaudata, 3377 nucleotides. RefSeq names its product EGF-like domain-containing protein 1. The transcript has 5 exons. NCBI's taxonomy places the organism in Eukaryota, Metazoa, Arthropoda, Insecta, Hymenoptera, Braconidae. Bases 265 to 2337 code for a protein of 690 amino acids. The record is from RefSeq and is a predicted model, not a curated record.
UCUCACGUGACCCUGGCGGUUGUGGACAAUGGUUAAUGCUAACGAGAGGCACGCGCGCAUAUUCAAAAUCAUACCUAUGCAAAAUUACUUGAGAGUCGGUGAGACGGCCUAGUAGCACCUGGGGGGUAUGUACACUCUAGAAAAUGCCCGGCUUAGGUGGAAUAUAAAAAGCGUCCUGGGGAUUGUGGUAGGAGUUGGAUUGGCCCUCUUUCUUCAACGUGUAUACAUGAAGCAGGCACAGAGUCGGUUUAAUCAGAAACAAGGAUGAGGUGCAACGCAGCACUUCUGUGUACCGCGGUGAUCGCCCUCUCGAGUUUCGCACACACACGCGAAUAUGAGCGGACGAGGCUCGUCGGGUCACCCGACACUCCAUCUGACAUAAUGGCCCGUAACAUCCUCGAUUGGAUCCAGGGUAUUUAUCGUCAAGGAGCCCGCAAAACAAGACAGGAGAGUAAUGGGUAUUUGCCGCCUUACGGUAGUCAACGGCCCCCGGAAAAACCGAGGCCAUUCCAGCCAGCGCCAACGGGUGAGCCAUCCCCGUCACCAGGAUUGAACGAGGUAACUGGUUACCCAAGUUUUCAGCCGUCAUUCAGUUCAUCUCCAAGGCCCACCUAUAUUCCCCCCUCGUCAUCCGGAUUCACUCCAUCAGGAGGCUAUCCCAGCAGUCCACCCAGGCCCUUCGGCGGUUCAACAGGUGCUACUGGUCCCUCUGGACCACCUGUGGCUUAUCCUGGAUCUUCGACAACAUAUUUACCACCGUCAACUUCGUACGGAUAUCCCUCCACUUCUGGUUAUCCGUCGUCAACUCCAUCUCCGGGCUUUCCAACUCCAUCACCUGGGGGGUAUCCCUCGCCCGGGGGCGGAGGGACUGAUUCUUACGGAUAUCCAUCACCAAGUCCGUUUCCAGGAUUUCCAACGCCGACCGGUCCUGGAGUCACUCCAGGGAGACCAGGCACACCUGGAGGAACACCGGGCGUAACCCCCGGGAGACCUGGGACCCCGGGUGUAACUCCAGGGAGACCUGGGACCCCCGGGGUAACUCCAGGAAGGCCAGGCACACCUGGAGGGACUCCGGGUAUAACUCCAGGAAGGCCUGGUACCCCUGGAGGAACUCCGGGUGUAACUCCAGGCCGGCCUGGUACACCGGGCGUAAGCCCGACUCAACCACCAGGAACUCCAACACCUGCACCUGACGAUGACGACUUGAAGCACCCUCCGCAUAUUCACGAGCUCCAGGUGGAGUGCAGCAAGACCAUGAUGACAAUAAAUAUUGAAUUCAACAGACAGUUCGAUGGAGUUAUUUAUUCCAAGGGAUUUUAUGGAACUCCUGAGUGUCGAUAUGUAGCUGAGAACUCAGGACAGACGAAGUACAGUUUCACGGUCAGUCUCGACUCGUGUGGAACUGAGUUUAUCAAUGAUUUCGAGGGUGAGGCGGGUCAGUCGUAUUUGGAAAAUGUUCUUGUUCUUCAAAAUGAGCCGGGGAUUCAGGAGGUCUGGGACACCGUUAGGAGGGUGCGCUGUCUGUGGGAGGGGAACAUUAAGAAGCCAUUAACAGUGAGUUUGUCAGUGGAUAUGUUGAAUCAGGAGAUUGUGACGUUCAGUGGCGACACGGCUACGGCAAAACUGGACAUUCAGGUUGGGAAGGGACCCUUCGCUCCUGCAGCCAGUGGUCUCGUUAAGAUUGGAGAACCUAUGACUCUUGUGGUUUCGGUGGAGGGAGAUCCGGCGUUCGAUCUUCAAGUCAGGGACUGCGUGGCUAGAGAUGAGGACUCCACGAAUGUGGUGCAGUUGACGGACGAGAGGGGGUGUAUCCUGAAACCUAAGUUGUUCGGGGCUUUCCAAAAAACAAAGGAGACUAUGAACACGGGGGCUUCGAUCAUCGCUUAUGCCUUCUUCCAGGCGUUCAAGUUCCCUGAUGUUAUGGAUCUAUUUAUUGAGUGCAAUGUAGAACUUUGUAAGACGGAUUGCGAGGCUUGUCCAGAAGCUAAUCAGCAAAUCGAACCAGGUAGAAGAAGAAGAGACCUCUCGUACGCUCCCUCAAACGUAUCGUCAGGUGCUCUAUCGCAACCACUACGAAUGUCCCGUGGAUUCCGUGUGAUAAUGCCCGACGAUUUAUCCCUAGCGUCGAGUCAGUCCCUCGAAAGUCUGGAAGAAACUGCGAUUGCAGAAUUAACUUUCGAGCAGAGUAUUUGCAUGAGCUACACGGGCUUCUACACCUCUUUCUCAUUCAUCCUCUCCAUCCUCGUCAUCACCACCUCGAGUGCUGCAGUUAUGUACCUGAAGCUCCAGAAAAUAUCAAGGGAAAAAAAUCCUGAGUACCCGCUGGGGGUCCAUUAAAAUUAAUACAUCAAAGUUGAUCAUAGUUGAAUAAUUAGAGUAAUCGAGAUAGUCAUCAUUCAGAAAGUUUUGAGAAUGCCAUUGACACUCGUGUGUUCAGUUAAUUGAGUUGCACCAUUCGCUUCAAGAAUAUCCCCCCUCUCCUUCCACCUUUCCAUGUGCCUAAACAGUUACUUUAUGCCCAUAUAUAGUUUAUUUCUUUUUCUUAGAUAAUGUACAAAAUAACAUGAUGUUUCUCUUAUUUUAUACUUUUGAUAAAACGAAGAAAAGCUUUAGAGUUUUCAUUUACAUAUCAUUUCCAUUAUACGCUAUAAAUAUCAUAGUUCCAUUGAAACGUCAACGUGAAAAUGGAAAUAAAUAAUUUGUGAAAAAUAAUGUACAAUAAACAGAGAAGAAUAGAAAUUCAAAAAUAGAAUAUCUAUGUGUUCCGUAGUGGGAAUGACUAUAGUUAAAACUAUUAAAAUUGUGAACGCCAAAAUGCUUUCAGGGGUAAAAGCAGCAGCGAAGUGUUCAUGGAUUAAUUUCGUUUUACAAUCGCUUUUAGGAGGACUUUCAGAUAUCGUAUACAUGUCGCAUCUGAAGAUGUGAUUUUUCGACUCUCCUAGAAUUAAAUAUUUCCAAAAAGCUCUUCUGCUGGUAGAUAUUCUUUAAGUUUGAUAAUCAGAAAAAUAUUCUACUUCAUCACUGUUUGGAAUUCUUAACAAAUCUAAGAACAUACAAGUGCUCUCCACGCACUUUUCUCUCUGCAGCCACACCUCCACGCAUUCCAAGCCCCUGAAAAAUACCUAUGAUAUCACUCGGCUUGUUCUCCUUGAUAACAAUCAAAUAAAAGAUUCCCUGACUGGACAAUAACGUUGGUACUAACGGAAACAAUCGAUCCAUAACUUCUCGACCAUCCCUCCCCCCAGCCCACGUCUUGCUGAUGAGUCUCUCAUCAAAAAUCUCACUAGAGUCGGUUACAACGUAUGGUGGAUUAAAUAUCAAUAUAUCAAAUAAAUGAUUAGCCUUCAGGGACGACACCAAAUCCAUUCGAACGAUAU